AUGGGUAAACGUCCCAACUUUCUCGUCGUCGUCGCCGAUGAUUUGGGCUUCUCCGACAUUGGCUGCUUCGGCAGCGAGAUUCGCACGCCCAACAUUGACAAAAUAGCCCAGCAGGGCGUGCGGUUCACGGACUUCCAUGCUGCUGCUGCUUGUUCACCCACCCGCGCCAUGAUCAUGACAGGCACCGACCACCACAUCGCCGGGCUCGGAAACCUGAUCGAAUGGACCAACAUCUCUGGUCAGAACGGCCCCAAAGGCUCCAGUACAGACACUGCUCCUCAGCGCGGCAUGCCUGGGUACGAGGGCUAUCUCAACGAGCGGGUCGUUGCCCUCCCCGAGAUUCUGCGCGACGCUGGCUACCACACCCUCAUGUCUGGGAAAUGGCAUCUAGGACUCACGCCGGAGCGCUCCCCAUUCAAGCGCGGAUUCGACCGCUCCCUCGCCCAUCUGCCCGCAUGCUCAAACCACUACGCUUACGAACCACAGCUCCAGGAGCCAGACGAGACCCCGACCUUCCUCGAGGCGAGCUAUAUCGCGCUGCACAUGGAAGACGACAAGUACGUUAAAAAGCUGCCCGAGGGGUGGUACUCGUCCGACGGCUACGGCGAUAAACUGCGCGAGUAUCUCAGCGACUGGCACAAGAACAAGAAAGAGGAUGAGGAUAAGCCUUUCUUCGCAUACUUGCCCUUCACAGCUCCACACUGGCCUCUGCAAGCACCCCGUGAAUACAUCGACCACUACCGCGGUAUCUACGACGACGGCCCCGACGCCCUGCGCCAGAAACGUCUCGAACGCCUCAAAGCCCUCGGCAUGAUCCGCCAGGACGUAGAACCACACCCAGUCGUCGUCGACGAAGGCGAAGGCAAGCCCUGGGAAACCCUCACGGCUGAAGAAAAGAAACUCUCCUGCCGCGCAAUGGAAGUCUUCGCAGGAAUGGUCGAAUGCAUCGACGCCAACGUCGGCAAGAUAACCGACUACCUGGCCUCCAUCGACGAGCUCGACAACACCUUCGUCUGCUUCAUGUCCGACAAUGGCGCGGAGGGCGCCGCAUACGAAGCCUACCCGCUCGUCCAAUCCGGGGUUCUCCCUCACCUCCUCAAAUACUACGACAACAGCUACGAUAAUCUAGGCAACGGGGACUCCUUCAUCUGGUACGGUCCGCGCUGGGCGCAGGCCGCGACUGCACCGUCCCGCCUGUACAAGGCAUACACGACAGAAGGCGGCGUGCGCGUGCCAUUUCUCGCACGCUUCCCGUCCUCCGUCCAAACAGCCGACGCAGCGCGGAAUGGCGCAAUCACCGACCAAUUCGCAACAGUCAUGGACCUGGCCCCCUCGAUCCUCUCCAUGGCUGGGAUCUCACACCCCGCGCCUGAAUACCAGGGCCGCGAGGUCGUUCCGAUGCGCGGGAAGAGCUUCCAUGCCUGGGCGAGGGGUAGCAGCCCGCGCAUCCACGAGAAGGACUUUAUCCAGGGUUGGGAGACAUGCGGCCGGGCGGCCCUGCGCUUCGCAGACUGGAAGAUCGUGUAUAUACCCAAGCCGAAGGGGCCGGAGCGGUGGCAGCUGUAUAACCUGGUCGAAGAUCCCGGGGAGGUGAAUGACCUAGCAGAGAAGUAUCCCGAGCGGUUGGAGAAGCUGCUGAAGCUUUGGGACCAGUAUGUUAUCGAGACUGGGGUCAUUCCGUUGAACCCGGAUCUGGGCGAGUUCCUUGAGGCGACGGAGGCGCAGAUGCCCGAGAAUGCGUGGAUGGAGUAUGAUUAUUGGAAGAUUGGGGCGAGGGAUGAGCCUGAGAAGUUUACGCGGAAGCCGCCGAGGUUCCAAAGGACUGUCAAGCAGUUUUAG
Aspergillus puulaauensis is the source of this 1839-nucleotide messenger RNA. RefSeq names its product arylsulfatase. Bases 1 to 1839 code for a protein of 612 amino acids. Gene Ontology annotation, molecular function: arylsulfatase activity. The transcript is spliced from 2 exons. The record is from RefSeq and is a predicted model, not a curated record. NCBI's taxonomy places the organism in Eukaryota, Fungi, Ascomycota, Eurotiomycetes, Eurotiales, Aspergillaceae.